CGCAUCCCUGUGCUGGGCCGGUUGGUUGAUCGCUGUUGCUGCCGCCGUGUGUGUGCUAUUGGUUGGGGGAGCUGAGUUAGAGCAGAACCGAGGAGCUGAGCGAAGACAGACCCCCUUACUGCCCCGCUGCGCUGACACAAACCCUGGGGUCCUGCAGGGUUAGAGGGCAGGAGACCCCCAAACCGGACUGAGAGUGUGUGUGAGUGUGUGAGAGUCAGGACGGCGCAGCUGGAGAAGCAGCAGCAGCAGCAGCCCUACAGCAGCAGCAGCAGCAGCACUGUGUUACUACAGCCAUGGCCUCCGACUCUGGGAGCAACAUGGACAGAGAGAUGAUUCUGGCCGACUUUCAGGCAUGCACAGGAAUUGACAACAUUGCAGAGGCAAUCGCUCUCCUAGAACUGAACAACUGGGACUUGGUGGCAGCCAUCAACGGUGUGAUUCCGCAAGAAAAUGGCAUCUUACAAAGCACUUUCACCAGCGAGGGCUCUCAGACCAGCCCGUUCGGAGAGAACAGCCAAGCAGCAGCAGCAGCCACGGCACCUACAGCACCUCCAUCGAGCGCAGCAUCAUCUUCACCUCCGUCCUCUUCCUCCUCCUCCUCCUCCUCAGCCUUCUGCCCCGUCCUGCCCUCCCGCCACAUCGUGGAGAGACAGCCGCGCAUGCUCAACUUCCACAUAGAGUACCGCACGCGCUCAGUAGAGGUGGUGCUGGAGGAGGCUAGCACUGUGGGAGAAAUCAAGCAGAUUCUGGAGACAGAGCUUCACGUGCCUGUGUCUAAAAUGCAGUUAAAAGGCUGGAAGAGUGGAGAUGUUUCUGACAGUACGGCACUGAGGAGUUUACACCUGCCCAAAAACAACAGCCUGUACGUGCUGACCCCCGACAUCGCCCCCACUGCCACCACCAGCCAGAGCAGCAGCGUCCAGCAGGAGUCGUUAAAUCAGAACUACCUGCUGAUCAUCAGCCACCGGGAAGCGCAGAGAGAGUACAGCCUCAAUUUCCCCGCCACUAGAACCAUCCAGGAGGUAAAAAGGAACAUUUCAGACUUGACGAACAUCCCAGUACGGCAUCAGCAGUGGGAUGGCUGGCCUGCCUCAGCAUCUGAUGACUCGAUGACGCUGUCCUCCUCUGGGAUCAGCUACCCGUGCCAUCACCUGACUGUGUGCAGGAGAUCCUCCCCAGCCGCCACGUUGGAGCCAUCUGAAGAGUGCACUGAUGUCCACAUGGUCAGUGACAGUGAAGGGGAUGACUUUGAGGAUGCGUCUGAGUUCGGAGUAGAUGAAUCAGAAAUCUUCGGUAUGGGAAGCUCGAGUUGUCGGAAGUCUCCGAUGAUGCCGGAGAACAGCGAAAACGAGGGAGAUGCCUUACUGCACUUUACUGGAGAGUUCUCAUCACGAUAUGGAGAUUGCCAUCCAGUCUUCUUCAUUGGUUCCCUGGAGGCAGCAUCUCAAGAAGCCUUUUUUGGCAAAGCCAGAGAUAGAAAGCUCCUGGCCAUCUACCUCCACAACGACGACAGCGUUCUCAGCAACGUCUUCUGCUCCCAGAUGAUGUGCGCCGAGUCCAUAGUCUCAUAUCUCAGCCAGAACUUCAUCACAUGGGCCUGGGACGUCACUAAAGAAGCUAACAAAGCCAGACUGCUCACUAUGUGUACGAGGCACUUCGGAAGUGUUGUAGCACAGACCAUUCGGACGUACAAAACCGACCAGUUCCCCCUGCUGCUGAUCGUCAUGGGGAAAAGAACAUCGAAUGAAGUUUUAAACGUCAUUCAAGGUAACACGACAGUGGACGAGCUGAUGAUGAGACUCAUGGGAGCCAUGGAGAUCUUCACAUCUCAGCAGCAGGAGGACAUAAGAGAUGAGGACGAGCGCGAGGCCAGAGAAACGGUGAAGAGGGAGCAGGAUGAAGCAUAUCGCUUAUCUUUAGAAGCUGAUCGUAAAAAGAGAGAAGCACAGGAACGAGAAGAGGCGGAGCAAGUACGCCAGGAGCGAAUCAGGAAAGAGCAGGAAGAGGAAAGAGAGGCGAUUCGUCUGUCGCUGGAGCAGACCCUGCCGCCGGAGCCGAAGGAGGAGGAAGGAGAGCCGGUCAGUAAGCUGAGGAUCCGGACGCCCAGCGGAGAGUUUCUGGAGAGGCGUUUCCUGGGAAGCUGCAAGCUGCAGGUCCUCUUCGACUUCGUGGCGUCUAAAGGCUAUCCAUCAGACGAAUUCAAAAUCCUCACCACCUUCCCCCGCAGAAAUAUAACACAGUUAGACCCGGCGUGGACGCUGUUGGAAGCCAAGCUCUUCCCCCAGGAGACGCUCUUCCUGGAGGCUAAAGAGUAGAACUGACUCUCGACUGACUGCCCCUGGACAAAUCACCCCGAGCAGCGACGACGAACUUUAGCAUGGUGUCCGCAGAAAAGAGACACGUACACACACACACCCCAUACACACACACACACACACAUACACACACAGUACAUGAAUACCGAGUGUAUGUUGUUGUAUGCACACUGAAGCUUUCACAAGCACAGAGAUACAGAGAAACACAUACACCACAGUUGCAGUGUCACAGUUUUUCUCCGAUCACUGGUAAAUCGAUGGGAAAAAGUUCAAAAAAAGAAAAGAAAAAAAGAGUAAAACAGAAGUGUGGAGACCUAGACCGGCAUCAGCGAUGAUGUUCCUCUACGGCUGCUUUUUAAAACCUGGUUUGUGUUGAAACGAAACAAAAAGUAAUAAUAAAAAUAAAAAAACGACCAAAAAAAAAAAAAGAACAAAAAAAGACGGAAAACGAAAAACAGAGACAUUUCCUGGAGAACGCUGGACUGUCUCCUUCCUCUCGCUCCAUUGGAUCCCUCACUGUUUGGCCACGCCCCUAUGGAGUGCCAGCCGCCGUCCCCAUUCACCCUUUUCUCCUCUAUAAUCCCUGAUCAGACCUGGUUUUAAUCUCAACUGCUCGGAAAAAAACGACAGGUCCCUCAGGUUUUCUUUCGUUUUUUGUUUUUUUUUGUUUUUUCUCCUUCCCUUUUGUCCCUUUAAGUUUGAUGCUGUAUUAGUUUUAGUUUGAUACAUUAUAUAAAAUAUAUAUGAACCUC
Messenger RNA from Astyanax mexicanus (Mexican tetra), 3067 nucleotides. It is a transcript of the gene faf1, whose product is annotated as Fas (TNFRSF6) associated factor 1. The transcript is spliced from 19 exons. Gene Ontology annotation, cellular component: nucleus; endoplasmic reticulum. Gene Ontology annotation, molecular function: ubiquitin binding; NF-kappaB binding. Lineage: Eukaryota; Metazoa; Chordata; Actinopteri; Characiformes; Acestrorhamphidae. Bases 294 to 2315 code for a protein of 673 amino acids. The record is from RefSeq and is a predicted model, not a curated record.